AUGACCAAUUUAGAGCCAUUAAAGGGCGGCUAUUACAUUUGGCACUAUGUCCCCUCUAUAGCCGCAUCCAUUAUCUUCGUUAUCCUCUUCGGCGCUGUCAGUUCAUAUCAUUUCUGGAAGCUUUUCAAGACGAAAGUUUGCUUCACCAUUCCUUUCGCCAUUGGUGGUUUAUUCGAAUUUAUCGGAUAUGCCGCUCGGAUAGGCUCCAGUAGCAACACUGGAAAACUUAUGCCAUAUAUUAUCCAAAGCAUUUUCGUCCUUCUUGCACCAACGCUUUUCGCAGCCGCCAUCUACAUGGUCCUCGCCCGCAUCAUCCGCGCCGUUAACGGCGAGCUAUAUUCUCCUAUCCGCAUCAAUUUGAUCACCAAGAUCUUCGUUUCCUGCGAUAUCUUGACAUUCUUUGUUCAAGGUGGUGGAGCUGGUUUAAUGGCCGAGAGCAGCCUAAGCAAUACGGGACAAUAUAUUGUGCUAGCUGGCCUAGUUUUGCAGAUUGUCACCUUUGUAAUCUUCGUCAUCACCGCAGUCACUUUUUCCCGACGGAUGGACAAAACACCCACGCCUGCAGCUCUUCAGUAUGAUAUACCCUGGAAGCAGCACCUUCGCAGUCUAUACACUGUCAGCGCUAUGAUUCUCAUUCGGUCUAUUUUCCGUGUGGUUGAGUAUGGAUUAGGUAAUGAUGGGUACCUUUUGGGACAUGAAUGGCCUACCUACGUCUUUGACGCUGUCCCCAUGUUCACCGGCAUGGUUUCCUUUGCUAUCUGGUACCCUAGUGCCUUACAGCCCUAUUUGAAGACUGCCACCUCGGCCUGA
Penicillium malachiteum is the source of this 810-nucleotide messenger RNA. Its product is annotated as RTA1 domain-containing protein. NCBI's taxonomy places the organism in Eukaryota, Fungi, Ascomycota, Eurotiomycetes, Eurotiales, Aspergillaceae. The transcript is spliced from 2 exons. Bases 1 to 810 code for a protein of 269 amino acids. Gene Ontology annotation, cellular component: membrane. The record is from RefSeq and is a predicted model, not a curated record.